This is a messenger RNA of Engraulis encrasicolus (European anchovy), 1941 nucleotides long. RefSeq names its product ribonuclease H1 (gene rnaseh1). The coding region runs from base 331 to 1296 and encodes 321 amino acids. Gene Ontology annotation, biological process: DNA replication, removal of RNA primer. Lineage: Eukaryota; Metazoa; Chordata; Actinopteri; Clupeiformes; Engraulidae. Gene Ontology annotation, molecular function: RNA-DNA hybrid ribonuclease activity; magnesium ion binding; nucleic acid binding. The transcript has 8 exons. The record is from RefSeq and is a predicted model, not a curated record.
UUUUUUAUGUAAAUACAGGAAACAAACUGAAUGACAGGCUGAAGAUGUUCAGAAGGGUGUUUUAUUUAACGUUAUAAAUCGUAUUACAUUAUGCCACUGGACGCAGCAAUUACAGUAAGUUGUGCUAGUGGUUGUGAAGUUAUAUUUAGUAAGAUACAAUUCGUAUAGGUAGGUUGGUAGACUGGAAGUUUAACCUCUCCUGUUAAAAUCUCUCCUAGUAAAUAUGAAAACAGUUAACAUACGACUGUAUUUCAAUUAAACAUUUUCCCUUAUUUGUAUAACAAGGACCUUUUGCAAUGAUGCCAGUGUAGGUGGGCUCUACACACAUUAAUGUGGAGAUUACCUAGAUUGGGUUUUCGCAUAUUACGUAGGGUCUUCAGCAGUGGUGCAGAUGAGGACAUGGGCAAGAAAGGUGCAUUUUUCUACGCGGUGAGGAAAGGCUUUCAACCCGGUGUUUACAGCACUUGGGACGAAUGCAAGAGUCAGGUGGACAAGUUCCCAUAUGCAAGCUACAAGAAGUUUGCCUUGGAAAAAGAUGCCUGGGAGUUUGUGAGAAGUCAAUCAACGAAAUGUUCAUCAACUACAGAAGCGGCAGAGCCCAGCAGCGUGGACAUUGAACUACCAAAGAGGGCUCCGAGCUAUGAGGCCAAUCAGGCAGCUGUGCUGAGAGGCUUCAAGAGGCUCAAAGAGAAGGGAGUGAGCGAUGAGGAAGAGGCACUGGAGGACGAAGUGGACGGACAUGCUUCCAAAAGGAUGAAGCCUUCAGAAGACAAGCCCCCAGAAGACAAGCCGCCAAACGAUGGCAGCAAAACACCUGCCGAACAGAGUAACUUCACCUACAUGGGGGAUGCAGUUGUAGUGUACACGGACGGCUGUUGUGAAGGAAAUGGGAAGACUGGAGCUCGUGCUGGAAUUGGGGUGUACUGGGGUCCCAAUCAUCCUUUGAAUGUUGCUGAGAAGCUGCAUGGAAGGCAGACCAACCAGAGAGCUGAAAUAGUGGCUGCCUGUAAAGCUCUGGAGCAGGCUAAAGAAAUGAAGAUCAAGAAGCUAGUGCUCUACACUGACAGCAAGUUCACCAUCAACGGGGUGAACAGUUGGGUGAGUAAAUGGAAGGUCAAUGGCUGGAGACUGAAGGGCGGUGGCACAGUCAUCAACAAGGAAGACUUCCAGCGUCUGGAUGCAUUGAACCAGGAGGUGGAAGUGGUUUGGCAACACAUCCCGGGUCACGCAGGCUUUGCGGGAAACGAGGAGGCUGACAGACUAUCGAGACUGGGGGCUGCCAAAUCUCAGGACUAGCCCAUGUUUUAAGACCCUACUACACCACCUUCCCCUUACGCACACCCACCUUCCCAUGUUUCAGAUGUGCACCUUGGUCUAAAGAAAGAGGGUAAUUGGGGCAGGAAUGUGUUAUUGAUGACUUGGUUUUGCGCCGUUCCCAAAUUUCAGUGCCAAUUCCGUUCCAAAGGGAUCUGAGGGCUGUACUUAGUGGUGAGGUCUGUAUCAGAGUACAUGGUAAAGCGACUAGAAGAGGUGCAUGACUUAUUCCCCAUAGGUGAACCAUGACAAAGGAUGAUUCUAUUAGAAAGUUCACGUUUACUCUGAAUGUACCUAGUCAGGCUUAGCCAUUGCCUUCUGGUCUGUGGAUGGGAUUCAGUUUACUGCUUGUUUUAAAGCAGACAGGAUGGAUUGUUGGACAAAGUGACAAAAGGAGAUGCUAGUUUGUGUCGGCUGUAUUCAUAUCAAGCAUAUUCUGGGGUGACAGUGCUUUGCUGUGGCUCUAACAGGCAAUACCGCCUUUGGUGUAUUGCAAGUCUGUGUUUUUAUAUGUAAUCCAAAAGCUGCUUUUAAGUUUGUUUUUCCAUGUUUAUGUCCUAGAAUUAAAUGAACAUUACAUGUAAAAUGUUGAGGUUUUUGACUGUUAAUAAAGCUCUUAUUUGGUGA